Messenger RNA from Mytilus trossulus (common blue mussel), 1312 nucleotides. Its product is annotated as M-phase inducer phosphatase-like. NCBI's taxonomy places the organism in Eukaryota, Metazoa, Mollusca, Bivalvia, Mytilida, Mytilidae. Gene Ontology annotation, molecular function: protein tyrosine phosphatase activity. Bases 18 to 887 code for a protein of 289 amino acids. Gene Ontology annotation, cellular component: cytoplasm; nucleus. The transcript has a single exon. The record is from RefSeq and is a predicted model, not a curated record. Gene Ontology annotation, biological process: positive regulation of G2/M transition of mitotic cell cycle; positive regulation of G2/MI transition of meiotic cell cycle; protein dephosphorylation.
AUUCAGCAACUAUAAAUAUGCUUUCAAGAAGAUUAUUCGACACAGGUGAUGAAUUCAAUACAAUUCCAGCUUCUGUAUCUUCUCUGAGUUUUGAUUCUCCUCCAGUCAAGGCUAAUGACCUUAUGUCUGUGAUGACUCCAAACAGCAAACGAAAUCUGUUUCUUGAUGAUGCCGAUGAUUCUGGCCUCGGUAUGGAAGACCAUAUUACAUCGAGUUUGCAGAAAUUUACCAAGAGACAGCGUGAAGACGACGAUAACUCAAGAUGUUCAAAACGUCAGAAAGUUUGUUCAGAUAUAAAGGCUGUGGUAACCAAACUUGAAGAGAACGACGACUUCAUUGCCGAUGGUAGCAGAUUACAUACUUUACCAACCGUCACUGGAAAACAUGCUGAUUUGAAAAGCAUCACUUCACAGACUCUUGCUGAUGUUAUAAACGGAGACUACGAUGACGUAAUCAGUAACUACAAAAUCAUCGACUGCCGAUACCCGUAUGAAUUUGAAGGCGGACAUAUCAAAGGAGCAGAGAAUAUGUAUUUGCACGAGACCAUUUUAACUUUACUUCGACAACCCACUAAAGAUAAACAGAUUAUCAUCUUUCACUGUGAGUUUUCUUCUGAGAGAGGUCCAAAAAUGUUACGAUUCCUGAGAAGCAAAGACAGAGAACUCAACAAAGAAAACUAUCCAUCACUGAACUUUCCGGAAGUAUAUUUACUUGACGGUGGUUAUAAGUCAUUCUUUAAUGAACAGCCUAAACGUUGUGACCCAGUGAGCUAUCGACCAAUGCUUCACUCUGACCACUCAGAAGAUUUGCGACAUUUCAGGGUCAAGUCAAAGUCAUGGACUUUUGGAGAAAAACGAAGAUUUGCCAGAAAAGUGAUGAGAUUUUAGCACUGCAAGGCAGCUGGUUAUUACAAACAGUGCUUUAACUAAUCUGUGAUAAAAGAACUUUCAGUGCUUUGAUUUUAAUAUACGUUUUAUUAUUAUUGUUAGCUAUACUAUAUAUAUUUGUUAUUGAGAUAUUAAAGGUUACAAAUAAUUAUAUUAUAUUUUAUCUUUUAUCUUUAAGAAUGACACAAUAGACAUAUAGUGUCAAUACGGGAAAUAUGAUUUUGCUGGUACCGUGAAACCAGAGAGUAAUAAUAUUCUCGUAACAUUAUUUCCAAAAUGUCAAAUAUAGAACAAAAAUAUGAAAAAUGAUUUAUUGAAUGUUUUAAUCAUUCACCGACAAUGCAAAAACAACAAAAAAAAGGUUCCCUUUUCAAAAAAAAUUAUACAAAUAAAAGUAUAAAGGAGAAACUACAUUUGUGCUGAUC